AAAAAGUUCACACUCACACAGAUGCCACCACAAGUAGCCACUCACAACGUCUUAGAGCUGAACGAGGGAGUAACUGGGAAUAACCUGGUAGGAGGACAGGUGGAGCAGCACGGAUAUUUGAUCACUAUUCUUCCCUUUUUCGUGACUUUCUUUUUUCUGUUGCCGUUAUUGUGAAUAGUCUGGAUCAACUAUUUUAAAUAAUACUUAACUUUUUUUUGGCUGAACUAGCAGGACUGAGGCCUGAACUGGUGUAUUUUGUGUUUUAUUAAAAGACGCACAGGGCGAACCGGUGUGCCAAAGGAGCAACAGGCGCACAGACAGACAGGGAACUUACGUUACAUAUAUACAUAUAUAUAUAUACACACUCAUCUGCUUAAUGAUCAGCCAAUAAGAAGUCAAAGGCGUCCUGACGGAGUAUGGCCUAACUUUUAAUGCAGGAAACGCGCGUUUGGCUGCUGAUGGAUUUACGUGAAGGAGCGCACCAAGAGCGCGUAAAGUUCCCAGAAACUGAGAGAAAAUAAAACGUGCGCCUCGCUGCUGCAGCUCUGGUGCUGUUGGAUGUGUGGACACUGUCGGGGCCGCUGACAGUCGCUGCAUUAACAACAGCUGUCAAACUCAUGGGACCCUCCUGCCCCCCGGGCCACUAGGAGCUCCGCUGAGGUCUCCACUGCGCAUGUCAGAGCGCUGGACAGCUCCAGAGAGGGAAAUUUAAAAACGGUUUUUGGAGAAUCAAGUGCAGCACGGACAAAUACAGUACAGGGGCUCACGACCGGCUCUCACCUUCUUCAGUAUCACCCAAAACAGCAGUACUACACAUCCCAGGAAAUGAUAGAAGGUGGAAUAACUUCCAGGAUGUCAGGAAUAAUUGAGAAUGCAGGGCAUCAUCCGUCUCCACAGGACUACAGGCUUCUGACCACGGACCCCUCCCAGCUGAGGGAGGAGGACCUCCCUGGGGACCUGCAGUCUCUGUCAUGGCUCACCUCUGUGGAUGUGCCCCGGAUACAGCAGAUGGCUGAUAGCAGAGGCCACAGCAACGCCCCCACCCAGGGCAGCUUGCUGGAGCAACAGACAGCUCAGCUGAGCAGCAUGACGAUGUCGGCGAGUCAGGGCUCCAUGCUCCACCUCCAGAGUAACAUGCAGCACAGCCCUCUGGGAAUCAGCAUCAUCAACACCCACAGCGGAAGUAUGUCUCCAUUCUCCAUGAAUGGGCUGCCCUCUCCAGGAUACCAGUGCCCUACCUCAGUCUACCAGCCCACACCCCAGCAGGUGUACUCUCUAACCCAAACUGGACAACAGUGUUCCACUGGUGGGCUUUAUAGCAAUGUCUCUUUCAACAACCAAAGUCUUUUCACACAACCUCGUCUGGCUCCACAAGACCAAGAGCUGCAGCCCAAGUCUUUCCCCAAACCAAUCUACUCCUACAGCUGUUUGAUUGCCAUGGCUCUGAAGAACAGCAAAACUGGCAGCCUCCCAGUCAGUGAGAUCUAUAGCUUUAUGAAGGAACACUUUCCUUAUUUUAAGACUGCACCUGAUGGAUGGAAGAAUUCAGUCAGACACAACCUCUCCUUAAACAAAUGCUUUGAGAAGGUGGAGAACAAGACAAGCAGCUCGUCCCGUAAGGGCUGUCUGUGGGCACUGAACCCUGCCAAAAUUGACAAGAUGGAGGAGGAGAUGCAGAAGUGGAAGCGCAAGGACCUCCCAGCCAUUCGCCGCAGCAUGGCUAACCCUGAUGAGUUGGACAAACUGAUCACAGACCGCCCAGAGAACUGCAGACGAAAGGCUUUAGAGCCAGGAAUGACCCGGCUGCCCAGCUGUCCGACUGGCCUCCCGCUGCCGGUCCCGGCCCAGAUGCAGCCUCAGCCCAUAGUCACUCUGUCCCUGCCCUGUUUACCAAUGCACCAGCACCACCAGCUCCAGGCCCAGCUCCAGGCUCAGGCCCGCCUGGGCCCCAUGUCCCCUGCCCCGGCCCAGACGCCUCCCCUCCACACAGUCCCUGACCUCUCUCACAGUCCGCUCACCCAGCAGCCCGGCAAGCCUCCUGAUGAUUUCUACAGCGUGCACGGUGACACACACACAGAGGUGGAUGCACUGGACCCGAGCAUCAUGGACUUUGCCCUUCAAGGUAAUCUGUGGGAGGAAAUGAAGGACGACAGCUUUAACCUGGAUGCUUUGGGCACCUUCAGUAACUCACCCCUGCGACUAUCAGACUGUGACUUGGGGACAGCGAGCCUCCCUCCUGCCUCCAGCGGAGCGAACCUGCAGCUGUCAGAUGUGCAGGUGACAGGGCUCUACACCUCCUACACUUCCCAGGAUCCCCUGUCCUCCCAGUACAUGGGCGCACCAACCAACAGCAAGCCCAUUGCCCUGCUUUAAAGCAGCUGAACAUGAUUUAUUCCAACUGUCUGUGGAUAUCUGUGGAUGCCAACUGAAGAAGUCUGGUUUCUUUUGUGCUACUGGAGAACUACUUGGAGAAAAGUGUUUGAAAAUCAUUUCACAUACAAGGAAACUGCUUAUCAAGAACUAAAACUGCUGAUAAAUAAAGAAGCAGCUGUAAGAAACACUAUAUAAGACUUCAAGUAUCUAGCUUUGCCAAGCAAAGACUCAAAGCCUGUAUGCGUACAAAGACUCUAUGUGGAGAAUUACGUGUAAGUUAGCACCCGCCAGUUUUUCUACUCUUCACUCUGCGUUUUAAAGCCUUUCCAUAAUGUAGCUCCCAUCUCUUGUCUGUUGUAUUGUGCUAGACAUUAUUGCUGUGAUGUUUUAUUUAUAUUUAUAAAAGGCAGCUGGAGAAAGUGAUGACUCUAUCAAUCUUUUGCUGUAUAUAUUUGAAUGUUUCGAAUCGCUAUCACUACAGAAAAGCUUUUGUUUUGACUGCAUUUACCCACAUCAUUUCAAAAUGCAAAAGUGUGCCAACACCAGUAAUCCAGAUUUUACAUACUAUUCCUCUACACAUGGUGAUUAACAUGCCUCAGAUGUAUAUUAUGUUCAUUACCUUGAUCAUAAUAAAAAUCCGUUGGGUAAAUAAA
Molecule: messenger RNA, 3026 nt
Organism: Acanthochromis polyacanthus (spiny chromis)
Lineage: Eukaryota; Metazoa; Chordata; Actinopteri; Pomacentridae
Gene: foxn4
Product: forkhead box N4
Exons: 10
Coding region: 826-2373 (515 amino acids)
Biological process (GO): regulation of transcription by RNA polymerase II
Molecular function (GO): DNA-binding transcription factor activity, RNA polymerase II-specific; transcription cis-regulatory region binding
Source: RefSeq, a predicted model, not a curated record